Messenger RNA from Eutrema salsugineum, 243 nucleotides. RefSeq names its product defensin-like protein 313. The record is from RefSeq and is a predicted model, not a curated record. Lineage: Eukaryota; Viridiplantae; Streptophyta; Magnoliopsida; Brassicales; Brassicaceae. Bases 1 to 243 code for a protein of 80 amino acids. The transcript is spliced from 2 exons.
AUGGAAGUCAAGAGAUCAUCUACCUCUCCUCUACUUUUGGUUACCAUCAUGAUCAUGAUCAUCAUUUCUGGACCAAUAUCAGUCGAUGCAAAAUGUAAACAUCCGGUCGGACCGUAUACGGAGUCAUGCUUUACGGAUUGCGUAACCGGAAAAUACGGAUAUGAAUAUGAAUCCGCUUUUUGCGUACGUAACAAGACUGGAACUUGUAUGGUAUGUUGCUGCGAGAAAAUCAACGAAGUGUAA